AUGGAAGAGAAGGCCCCUGCAGCUGAGAACAUCUUGCGCCAACUGGAUCUGUUGAAGAAACUACACCUCUCAGAUAUUGAGGUUCAAAUUCUUGAUAUUCUAGCCUACGACGUUCGAGCGACCAGUUGGGAGACCGCUUCAGAGGCUGCAUUCUACUUGGACGCUCUGUGCCCUCCUCUAGAACAGCGCAAAGAGGCAGAAGGCUACUUCUAUGUCAUUUGGAGCCUCGUAACAGAUAUUGCAGCCAGUCAUGACGUGACAAAAGAGACGCAAACUCAUCUCGUCAACACCCUGUCAGCAUUGCAACAAUGUGCAAAAGGUGGAAUCGACAUCUGGGGUAACGAAGAAGACAGACAACGCGUUUGGAAAGAUCUGCCAUUGUUUUACAUGGCCGUUGAGGCUUCUUUUAGUGACCCAACUCAAGAAGCGACAACAGAGAGCUUCACCUCCAAAGACGCACAAGAAUGGCGCAACAUCAACAGAUUCGGCGCUAUAUUACUGAGAAUGGGCGUCUUGGGCCUUCACACGCAAGCAAUGGACGCAUUGCGUUCGGCGCUUGAGGAGGAGCCGAGCCCCAUCCCGGCGGUUGCAGAGUGCCGGCUGCGCGUCGCCUGUGAAUGGAUCCGUCAGAGCGCGAGGCCUCUCCUCGGGUGGGCGCGGGAGAACGCUGGCUAUUCCGAGAUGCCAGAGUAUGAGAGGGACUUGACGGAGGAAGCGAUAGCAUAUCAGGGGGUUCUGUACGAGGGUCCGCCCAUCAUGUGUCUCCAGCGGUGGGGAUUCUGGAUGGAUCGGCUCGAGUGGCUUGCGAAAAGCGAGGAUUCUGAGCUGGUUGAGGAGGCGAGGACGGAGGUGCUUGAGGCGUUUUGGGUUAUGAAGGAGGUUGAAGGGCGGAUAGGACAUGCCCUGUGA
Molecule: messenger RNA, 909 nt
Organism: Colletotrichum abscissum
Lineage: Eukaryota; Fungi; Ascomycota; Sordariomycetes; Glomerellales; Glomerellaceae
Exons: 3
Coding region: 1-909 (302 amino acids)
Source: RefSeq, a predicted model, not a curated record